This is a messenger RNA of Conger conger (European conger), 4009 nucleotides long. RefSeq names its product scavenger receptor class B, member 2c (gene scarb2c). NCBI's taxonomy places the organism in Eukaryota, Metazoa, Chordata, Actinopteri, Anguilliformes, Congridae. The transcript has 12 exons. The coding region runs from base 90 to 1538 and encodes 482 amino acids. The record is from RefSeq and is a predicted model, not a curated record. Gene Ontology annotation, biological process: protein targeting to lysosome; receptor-mediated endocytosis. Gene Ontology annotation, cellular component: membrane; lysosome; cytoplasm. Gene Ontology annotation, molecular function: scavenger receptor activity.
AACUGCAAGGCUGCAGUAUUGUCAUUCCAGUUCAUUUUAGAUAAUUGAACGUCACUGUUCAAAGCUUUGGUCGGUUGUUUUAAAGUAAAAUGUUUAUUAAAUCAUGUUGUACAUACAGCACUGGAGCGUUAUCAGUUGUCUUAAUAAUUGCAGGCAUCGCCUUGGUGUUGUCGCAAGUGUUUCAAAACGCACUGUACUCGAGGGUAAAGGAGGAAAUUGUUUUGAAAAAUGGCACUGAUGCAUUUAUGGCUUGGGAGAAUCCACCUCCCCCUGUGUAUAUGCAAUUUUACUUCUUCAACGUUACCAAUUCUGACGAGGUGCUGAAAGGAGAUCGUCCAGCAGUGUUUGAGGUUGGCCCUUACACUUACAGAGAAUUCCGUCCAAUGGAGCGAGUGAGCUUUUCCGAGAAUGGAACCAGAGUGUCUGCUGUCAAUCCCAAGAGUUAUGUGUUUGAUGCCAACAUGUCCAUAGGACCUGAGGAUGACCUCAUCAGAACUGUGAACAUUCCAGCAGUGACUGUGAUGGAAAUGUUUAAGGACAAAGUCAUCAUCAGGAACAUAAUCUCGGCACUAAUGAAGUCUAAAAACGAAGGCCUCUUCAUGACACGCACUGUUGGAGAAAUUCUCUGGGGCUAUGAAGAUCCCUUGCUAAAAGAUUUGACUCGUUUUGAGAAAACGCUAGAUCCUCAUUUUGGUCUCUUCUAUAAGAUGAACGCCACAGAGGACGGGGAGUAUGAGUUCUUCACCGGAAAAGCAAACUACAAAGACUUCGCCAGAGUGGCUGAGUGGAAGGGUAACAGUUCUCUGGAAUGGUGGUCCUCUGACCAAUGCAACAUGAUCAAUGGCACUAAUGGAGCCUCCUUUCACCCAAUCAUCACUAAGGAUGAGAGUCUGUUUAUGUUCUCCUCAGAUCUUUGCAGGUCCAUUUACGCCCAGUAUGAGAAGGACCUCAGCGUGAGGGGAAUCCCGGCCUACAGGUUUGUGCCCCCCAGUGCGGUGUUUGCCAACGUCAGUGUGAACCCCGCUAACACUGGCUUCUGUGUGCCCGCGGGGAAGUGCCUGGCGUCAGGUCUGCUCAACGUCAGCGUCUGUAAGCAAGGUGCGCCGAUUAUAAUGUCCUCUCCACAUUUCUACCAGGCUGAUGAGAAGUUUGUUCUUGACAUUUUUGGAAUGAGACCAAAAAAAGAGUACCACGAGACUGCCCUUGAUAUCAACCCACUCACAGGGAUUCUUCUGAGGGCAGCAAAGCGACUGCAAGUGAAUGUCUAUGUUGAGAAAAUUCCUGUUUUCAGCCAAACCGGUAAUGUCCAGACACUGGUAUUUCCUGUGAUGUACCUCAACGAGAGCGUGACUAUUGACGAGGAGUCGGCCAAGAAGCUGAGGGCUGUGGUCACCGAGGGUAACGUCAUUGUCAACAUACCCUUUGGCCUGAUUGGCCUGGGGAUCCUGUUGGGCGUGGUCUUCAUGGUGCUGAUGUGCUGGCAGCGAGGUCCUGAGUCCACUGCCGCAGAGCGACAGCCGUUACUAAGCUCGUCCUAACUCCAUCAAGGAGGAGGAUCAUGGGAGAAAGUGGAGAACUGUGCAAAUUGUGGUCUUCUCAUUCAAGGUGUGUCUAGCAGAGAAAGCCUCAAAAACCAUUGCCUCACUCAACUAAUAGUAUUUCUGCAUGUUACUGCCAUUUGCAACAAAUGUACUGUCCAAUCUCCAAAGAAUGUUUCUAAUAUAGUGUGGUAUUUUAUUCCUUAACAGAUCAUUUGUGAACUAACAUUUGCGUUGAAGUUUUUAACUCCCAUGUAUGUCUUUGUUAUUGCGAGGUCUGACUGAGGGACUUUCAUUGGUGUUUUAUACUUUUUUUUUUUCUUUUUGCUGCUUAUGGUUUACAUUUUCAUAAUGGGAAGUACUGGCAGAAUAUUUUAAUGAAUGGAGAUGUUGAGUGCUUGGAAAUUUGCCUGACAGCUAUUGGGUCACCAGGCAAUCCAGGUGGAUUCAUGUCCACCAGUUACGGUGCCAUCUUGGAGAGGGACAUUAUGAGUAAAAGGUGUGUCAGUGUGGUGCCGCAGGUUGCUUACUAACACUGUAGUGAUCAUUUUGGACAGGAAGUAAAUUAUACAUUAGAAACAAAGAUCUUGAAAGAUAAUGUUUGGUGUCAUUAAUUUGACAUUUGAAAUAUAUCUUAUCUAACAUAUCUUGGUACUACUUGCUCCAUUUUACUCAUUGAUAGUAGCCAAGCUUCCUGUUCAUGAAAGUGAUGUUUAUUGUACAUAAUUUGUUUGCACUUUAAUGGUGUUGCAACCACUUAGUCAGGGAUUUUAAUGACUUUGAAAUUACUUUUCUUUUUUCCAUUUAUUUUGAGAAAGUGUUUUUUUUUAGUUUUUUUUAUUGUUGGGUUUUAUUCUCUUAGGAAGUAACCUGUUUAGAUAAUUGCCAGCCUUUGCUGAACAUUGAACCAACUGUAAAUGUAUUACAGAAUUCAAAUAAAUAACUGAAAUGUAAUAGUUUAAACAACACUGUCAUUUGCAGUCAAUGUUCCCUGUGAAAUAAUUUUUAAAAUGCGACCAGCUUGUUUCUUGUUUAUAUUAAUUCUGGGGGUAUAUACAGUAAAGGCUGUCAGAAGUGGAAUAAUUUUGCCAACAAAAAAAAAUAUAUACACUAUUGUUCAGUUUGGGGUCAUCUUGUCUUUUUCUCAUUUAAUAUUUUAUUUUAUCCGUUUGUAAUCAGACAAUUCAUACAUGGUCAAAGUGCAGACUCCGAGCUUUAUGGCAGCAGCAUGAUGGUUUGAGGCUCAUUUGAUACGUUGGACCCUCGAUGACUUAAAACCAUCUAGCCAACACAUUUCUUCUAUAUUGUAUCAGCAUAAUUUACAGCUGAAUUUAGUUCCACUCCCCAAUUCCCAUAGUGAUCCAUUCAAAUGCAAAGAGUUUUAAUAUCGCUUAUCAGACAAGCCUUAUUUUUCCUAAAUCAAGCUCAAACUGUUCCUUACAUUAACCUGUCUGAUGGAUUGCUGCGAUGGCAUCUGAGAAGGCCAUUCAGGCUUUAAAGCGUUGGCCUCUGUUGUUACUGAUUCAGGCUACACCCCCCACACUCUCACCAAACUGGAGCAAACGUACCUCAAAGCCUAUUGCAAAAUUUGCACACUGUCCGGGGGAAAUGUACCGUUCAUCUCUGAAACCGUAGUGAAACGUUUUCCAAUUGAACAUGCCCCAGGUCUUGAUUGAAGACCGUGAUUUGUUAAUUAGUUGAAUCAUGAAUGUAUUUUUUUUAUUAAACUUUUUUUGUGCAUGUUUAAUAAAUGUCAUUGAACUGCUCUAAUUUUAAUGUGGGCAUUUCUCACUGCUUCUAAAAACAUAUGCCACUGUACAAAAAUGGGGUAAUUGCUUAUGAUGGGGCCUGAAAAAUAAGCAUAGUGACUGAGCUAGAGGUUGCUAUGGGCAGCCUGUAGUCUAGUCGUUAAGGUAAAUGACUGGGACCUGCAAGGUUUGUGGUUCGAUCCGUGGUGCAGCCACAAUGAGACCCGCACAACUGUUGGGCGACCCCCACAUUGCUUAACCCCACGGGGGAUUGUCUCGUGCUAAGUCUAAUCAACUGUAAGUUUCUUUGGAUAAGUGUUAGCUAAACAACAUGUAAUAUAAUGUAAUGGAGGACUGGAGCACAACGCGAGGAGAUAAACUGCUGGCCCAAAUGAUACAUUGCACAGAAGGCCCCAUGUCAAACUAAUGGUAAUUGAUGUAAAUAUUAUUUUUUGUGCGCUCUUUGUGAUGUCUCUUUUCUGCCCUGCAGUUAUGAUAUGAUUUAUCAUCUGAUUUUUCCACCCCAACCCAUGCCAGUCUGUUUCACAUAACAAUAUUUCAGAACCAGAACAUGUUUUUUUCAGCUGUGGCACUGUGUAAAUCAAGCUAUUUUUAUUAAGUGUGUACACUACCAUUGUAACAAAAAAAACCCCAAUAAAAAUAUUUCUGUUUACAAAAAUGCCAUAACAUAUUUACAAAUAAAUAAAGGCUGUAUUGACAGAG